Danio aesculapii is the source of this 1068-nucleotide messenger RNA. It is a transcript of the gene mrps23, whose product is annotated as mitochondrial ribosomal protein S23. The coding region runs from base 125 to 697 and encodes 190 amino acids. Gene Ontology annotation, molecular function: structural constituent of ribosome. The transcript has 5 exons. Gene Ontology annotation, biological process: translation. Gene Ontology annotation, cellular component: mitochondrion; ribosome. The record is from RefSeq and is a predicted model, not a curated record. NCBI's taxonomy places the organism in Eukaryota, Metazoa, Chordata, Actinopteri, Cypriniformes, Danionidae.
AGUAACACCGGAAGCACUGUAUCCAUGCUGCAGCAAAGAGCGUUUCUGUUACUGUCACGUUAUUUUUGACUUUCAUAUUAUUUAUCGUCACCUUAAUAAAUUUGUAAAACCAAAUACAUCUAUUAUGGCUGGAAGUCGACUUGAGAAGUUCGGGACUGUUUAUACAAGGGUUCGUGAUUUAUUGCGAGCUGGAGUGCUCAAGCCUGAGGAAAAGCCCAUCUGGUAUGAUGUUUAUGCAGCUUUUCCUCCGAAGAGAGAACCUCUCUAUCAGAAACCCCGCAGACCAAAGGUUCCUGCAGCAGAUCCUGUACCUCAGCUCUUCUAUAAGGAGGAUGAGAUACGAGCGAAGUUCUUUGAGGUGUAUGGCAAUGGACCCAAAGCUUUUGAGCUCCUCAAGCCAAACUUUAUAUCAUCAUGUCAGAAGUUUGUAAUGAAGUACAGUGAAUUAGAAAGCAGAGGGGAUAUCAAACCCGAGCUGCUGUUUGAAGAGACAGCAAAAGCACUGCUCUCCGAGGGCAUUUAUUUAAGAAAGAGAGGAGGACCUGUGCAGGUGGCGCCAGAGUCUCGAGACCCUCUGCUAAGCAUGAAGUUGACUGACAUGUUGGCAGAGCAGCAGAAAGACAAAGACACCGAAACAAAUAUCCCAGAGAAACAGCCAGAGGCAGAGACGCUGAACCCUGACAGUCAGACUUCAUGAAUGCACUUCUCUGUUAGGACUACGUAAACUGCACAUCAGCAUUCUGGUCAGUCAUUUGACAAGAAUGAGACACCGAUUUUGGACACUAUAAACCCAGGAGGGCAACGUGUAUUUUCUCUCUGUUGAAGACACAUUUGCAAAGUCACAAUGGUUUUGGCUUGAGGUCUUUAUUGCCGAGCAGAUACUGGGAUUUUACCUGUGAAAGACUUUAUAAUGCAGAUCCUGCAAGUGUUUCAUUUCUCAGAGCGUCUAAUGUGUGUAAUAAAAUAUGUGGAGUGUUUAAUGAAAGCGCUUUCAAGUCCAUUAACAACAGGAGGGGUAAAGUGUCUACAUUGUUAAUGCUCAAUAAAACUGUAUAUUUUGAAUUUUCA